Messenger RNA from Aspergillus luchuensis, 1068 nucleotides. RefSeq names its product beta-ketoacyl reductase. The transcript is spliced from 3 exons. The record is from RefSeq and is a predicted model, not a curated record. Gene Ontology annotation, biological process: secondary metabolite biosynthetic process; fatty acid biosynthetic process. NCBI's taxonomy places the organism in Eukaryota, Fungi, Ascomycota, Eurotiomycetes, Eurotiales, Aspergillaceae. Gene Ontology annotation, molecular function: fatty acid synthase activity; phosphopantetheine binding. The coding region runs from base 1 to 1068 and encodes 355 amino acids.
AUGGUGCAACGAGGUGCUCGAACUCUGGUAUUUUUAUCACGCAGCGGUUCAGAUCAUCAUGAUGCCCCAAGGGUACUCGAGGAAAUCGCUACCGAAGGGGCAAACGGUGUAGCAUACAAAUGUGACAUCUGUGAUUUGGAGCAGGUCGAAGCGACAAUGAAGCAGAUGGCGACGAACGGGUUACCGGCUGUUCGGGGAAUUGUGCAGGCCGCGAUGGCCCUUGCCGAUUCAACAUUUGAACAAAUGACACCCGAUCAAUGGGAGCUAAGCACCAAAAUCAAAGCGCUCGGCUCUUGGAAUCUGCACCUCACUGCACCAGCAGAAAUAGAUUUCUUCGUUAUGCUAUCCUCGGCUUCUGGUAUUGCCGGACUGCAUGGCCAGGGGAAUUAUGCAGCCGGAAACACCUUCAUUGAUGCGCUUGCACAUCAUCGCCAUGCACGGGGUCUACCUGCAGUGUCGAUUGAUGUCGGGCCAGUAACUGACAUAGGAUACAUGGCCCAGAGAAGCGAUAUCACAGAACUUAUCAGAUCCCUCGGUUUUGUCGGUCUCAAUGGUGACGAGCUUCUCGGUAUUCUGCAAACAACAAUGGGCAGUGACGAAAACACCCGCAAGUCCAGCAACCCGCAGAUCAUUCUGGGGUUGCCUACUGGUGGACAUUUGGCCGCCGAGGGUCUUGAUGUGCCAUACACUCUUUCCAACGCCCGGCUGGCCCGUCUAAGCCGAAUCGGAGCGAUAAGCCAAGACGACGGUGAAUCCGGUCCGGCAUUAUCGGAACAGAUUAAGAAGGCGCCAAGCCGAGCGUCUGCCACUGAGGCAGUGACGGACGCGCUCAGGGCUCGGCUAGCGAAUCAGAUGAUGGUCGAAGUUGAGGACGUUGACGCAUCGAAGCCUGUCAGUGGAUACGGAGUGGACAGCUUAACUGCUGUUGAUAUUCGCGUAUGGUGUUUGAAGGAGGCCCAAGCCGAUGUCUCCAUUCUGGACAUUGUGAACUAUUCUUCGAUUAUGGAUUUGGCGCAGACCAUUGUGGAGAACUCGCGGUUGGCUUCAAAUGACAAGUGGGAGGAUUAG